This is a messenger RNA of Mercenaria mercenaria, 1575 nucleotides long. RefSeq lists its product as uncharacterized. The transcript has 6 exons. The coding region runs from base 62 to 1354 and encodes 430 amino acids. NCBI's taxonomy places the organism in Eukaryota, Metazoa, Mollusca, Bivalvia, Venerida, Veneridae. The record is from RefSeq and is a predicted model, not a curated record.
GUUGGGUAACCAGGAAGUUUAAAUACAAGCGUCUGUUUACUAUUAACAAUUCGCCAUAAAAAUGGAUUUUCAGUCUAAAUGUGCAAUUGAAGAAUUGUUUAAUGCCGUGAAAACAGGUCAUAAGGAUAAGGCGAGGGCAGCUCUUAAACAGGCACAUCAAGAACAUGAUAUUUUAAAACGUUUGAGGAAUAUUACGGAAUCUGGUAAAAAAUCGAUAAAGUUAGUAGAAGGAAUUAUUAGUCUUGUUUCCGAAGAAAAAUUUGCAGAAGCGAAGAAAAACUAUGAAAAAGCGCAAACAGGAUUUAGUGGACACCUUAAACGUCACUUAACUGACAAAAUGAGAGAAAUUAAAGAGGUUGAAACAUUGUCAGUCAGUCAACGCGAAAAUCAUUCAAAAGCAUCAAAACUGACCGAAGGGAAACAAGGUCAAAACCAAGCGGACUUUAGAAAAAGUCAGCGGUCAGAAAUCAGUACUGGACAAAGUCAACUUCAACAUGAAGAAAGCAAGCAAACACCAACUAGACAGUCUGUCCAGAGAAGUAGACCAACUGAUUUUGAUAUGCAGGUACGAUAUCAGGAAACAGCAAGUACGACUGAUACUGUUGAUGACCAAAGUUCCAUUACAGCCAGGGAAGACUUUCAGAAGAUAGAAAGAAGUAAGAGAGCAAGCAUUAAAAUGAGACAGAACAAUCCAGAUAUAGCUGAUUUAAGCGACACCAACAGACCAACAAAGAUAGCUGAGAGAUUUUCAGAACUGUACGACAACGAAUGGACUGAAGCUUUUGAGGAAAUCAGCAACAAGAAAAAUUGGAUUGAGAAGAAAACAAUAGAAUAUCUUUUGUCAGUUGUUAAGGAAGCCUACCAGUUUUGUACUAAUGCAGCAGAAAGUCAAAUAAAUCAAAUCAUCAAUAGGUUUAAUGAAAUCCUCGAGUUUGGACCAGAUAAUUAUAACAAGGAGACGUCAAAAUCUCAGCCAAAUAGAUGCAGUGAAGACGGCAGACACUUAAUUGUACAGUACCGCAAGGGAAUCGCAAACAUAGCCUUACAAAGACUAAAUAGGGUUUUUGUUGAGGAUAUAGUACACUCGAAAAAUACGAGACAUCAGUUACCAGCACGCUUGAAGGCAGUUGAUCUGUUCGCUACAAAAGCUUUAGAAUUGACGUGGUGGAUGUGUGUUCAAGACCCACCCAUAUACCUAUGUCCAACGCCUGAAAAUGAAAAUGAAGAGUUCGAUAAAAGUUUAUAUAAGGCCUACACGAAGUCUGGAAUUACACCAGAUUUCUUUGUAUGGCCCGCUUUGAGACUGUAUAAAGAAGGCGGGAUUUUAGCUAAAGGUGUUGUUCAGUAUCUAUGAAUUUAUCUGGCAAGCCUGUAUAAAGAAACGAUGUUUUAAUAUAAGGUGCUGUUUAAUAUCUAUUUAUUUGGUAAGACUGUAUCAAGAGACGAAAUUUCAGUGUAAUGCUCUGUUUAAUAUAUUUGAAUUUAUCUGACAAGACUUGUGUUGUUUAAUAUUUUUGAAUUUACUAGUAUCUGACAAGACUGUAUCAAGAAUGCGGAGUUUUAAUAAAAGAUAGC